Messenger RNA from Exophiala xenobiotica, 4404 nucleotides. RefSeq lists its product as uncharacterized. Bases 2373 to 4289 code for a protein of 638 amino acids. Gene Ontology annotation, molecular function: ferric-chelate reductase activity. Lineage: Eukaryota; Fungi; Ascomycota; Eurotiomycetes; Chaetothyriales; Herpotrichiellaceae. The record is from RefSeq and is a predicted model, not a curated record. The transcript has 2 exons. Gene Ontology annotation, cellular component: plasma membrane. Gene Ontology annotation, biological process: copper ion import; iron ion transport; intracellular iron ion homeostasis.
CAAAUAUCUCAACUGCAGCAGAACGUCGUUCAGGAAGUGCUGCUUCGAACCAUGCCUACGUGCCAGCCUUGGAGAACAGGGUACUCAGGUCUAUCUUGUACUGGUCGUGAACCACUUACUAGUACUUCUUUGAUGCUUUACUGAUCUUUCACUGAUUGUCUGCUUCGCGAUAUGGAUGGGAAUGGACAGUUGAUUUUGUUCUGUCUGAUCGGCGCAGAACCCCUGCGAAGGGGAUGCGAGAAGAUGUUGGGGAUGUGGCAUGACAUGGACAGAGGUCGAGCCACGUCGAGCCACGUUGACUGGCUGGGCCUCUCGAUAAGUGAGACCUGGACCACCUAGUGUUACCGUACGAGCAGGAGCAGGAGCAGGAGCAGGAGCAGGAGCAUGAGGCAUGCCCCGCGACGAGCCGAUCCUGGCGGGAUGGCCUCGUUCGGCAAUUCGGCAGCAUUCCAUUUUGAUUGAUGGCUAACAGUAGCCAGCCAGGACGAGCUACGUUCUUAUGGCCACGAAAAAGGCAUUCGACGCUUUUGUUUUGGGCUGUGUGAGAACGAAGGGUAAGUGCCUAAUCAGUUCACCAGGUGUCCUGCACAACUUCUUUCUUGAGAAUUGCAUACGCGUGCGUGCUACAAAACAAAAUGGCGAGGCAGACAACAUGCAAUACAUGGGCCAGGUCAGUCUUUUUCAUGUCUACCUAAACACAUUAAGAAGAGAACCCUACUGGUUCUCAUGGUGUUCUGCGCUGUUCUUGGUGUUGUGUUUCGCGCCCUCCGAAGACUGGUAUGCUCUCUGCUCCUCCUCUUGACACAAGUUCUCCUCUCCUCUACGGACCUUGCCGCCCUUUGGCCAUUCGAAGAGCCAUCUCGCUAAAUUAGUAGCGGUGCUGCAAUUCCAGCGGCUAUGAGGAGGUUUUGUACCAGCACUGGAGCGUUCGUGGCGGCGGCUAGUCCAGAUGAGCUUGCAGAUGCGCCUGCACCAGACACUGUGCUCGAUGCUGAGCCGGUGCUGCUGGCCAUGCUUGACGUUGCCGAACCAGACGAGGAACUGGUAUCAAAAUUGGUAUCAUUCGUUACCGUUGCCGUCAAACCUGUAACGUUGGUACAACUUGAGCCGACAGUGGUGUUGACACCAGUAACAAAGCUGACUGGAGCGCACUAUAAGAAGAGAUCAGUACAGACCCUCCUUUUCUGAACAAUAGAGCUAUGUGUACCUGGUAAAGAAUUCCAUCGGGACCAUGCUGAAUCACCUGGACGACACCACUUUUGCCCGCGAAAUCAGAGGGCGCUUUGAGGUUGGGCAGACAGAAUUGUCCCAGACCGGUCUCUGAGACGACCGGUAGGAGGUUGGUCCAGUUGAAUGGAGCUUUUUGGUCAAGGGUGACACGGAAGAGCCAGUCCGCGGCAGGAUGAGUGCUCAACAUCGAGACUGGGAAGCCAUCAACAGGGACACUAUCGUCAGAUGAGUUGAAGGAAACAUCAAAGCCACCACACGGUCCCGUGCCUUCGGUAUCGUCGUCAAAGCCCAGCGAGCGAGGAUACUGUAGAAUGAAGUGUGCCGAAGCGCAGGCGGCCCACAAGGACAAAAGGGUGAGGGAGGAUGUGAAUUGCAUGGCUACUGCAGGUUAUGGAAGAACUUUUGGACCUAUGAUCUGAGUUGCAAAUGUCCCCCAAGAAACCACUAUACUCGUAGUAGGGUGGGAAGAAGAUCUUUCGAAAGGAUGCGAAGCUUUGCAGGCCAAGACCGAAGCUAUUUCUAUCAACCCUUCAAGGAGCUUUGCAGGACAUGUCCACUGUCCACAGAUGCCACUUCCUGUAUUCGGGACUACGGACCAUGGUGAUGGGAAGAGGAUACAAGGGUCGAGCACCGCAUCGGUGAGCAUCUAAACUUCUAGUGCGGUGAGGCUGCAGGAGGAGUGGAUGUGAGCAAGUUUUCACCUCCCGCGACGAGCACGUUUUCGAACCAAUGAACAACAGCCAUGGGGACUGUCAUGCACUCGUGGCUGCUCUCCCUUUCCAAUGAUAGCUAGCAGAUGUCUUCAGAUGCUUGCAAUGCUUGUACACGACGAGCACGUUUCGUCGCUCCUCAGCGGCAACCCACGCCAGCCGUCGUACUGUGUACAGAGUGCGUCUUCAGUCGGCGUGUCGCCGGCUAUCCGGCCCUCGAAGAUUAGACUGCGUAGCGAGGCACGUCGCAGCUGCGUCUCAAGGUCUCAAAUCAUUAGGAGACAAGACCGAUUGACUGAGGAAGUCAUCUGCUGGUCAGCAUCCAAAAUCUGUAUCUUCAAAAGCAUGUCGUCGUCUCAGUGACUUCGAAUCACACAGAAAAGCCACAACCCAAACAGCAGACUUCCACGAGAGGAAGCCAAUACUCUCAAGAUGGAUAUGUCAGGCAUGGGCGGCAUGGACAUGUCCAGUGCGAGCAUGUUCACGCCGACCAACAAGCACAUUGCGCAUGUGUAUUGGUAUCUCGUCGCGGCGGUCACUGGUCUGCUCAUCCUCCGCCGUGGUAUCGACCGGUCCAGAAUUCUGGCAGCCAGGCGAAGAAGCCAACGGCAACCAGGUACCAUCCCCUUCCGACCUGAUAAUAUCUUUGCGCAAUCCUACGAUACCCUCAUCACAAUCUGCCGGGAGCUCGCAUACCCACAGAUAUGGACAUUCACGGGCAGAAUAAGCAAAUACUUCACUCCGCCUUCGCUUGGGAAAUGCCUUCUUCUUUCAGUUUAUUGGAUGGUCAUCCUGACUAUGCUGUGGUCAAACACGAUCCUCACACCAUCGUCUCCAGACUAUGCGUACAAAUGGGAGAUUGUUGGAUUUCGUGCAGCCUGGGUGUCAGUCACACAACUGCCCUUGAUCUAUAUCCUAUCCGGCAAAGUCAAUAUCAUUGGUAUACUUACCGGCAUAUCCUAUGAAAGGCUGAAUUGGCUCCACCGCUGGAUUGGGAGGACGAUAUUCUUGACCGUCAUUGUGCACUGGUCAUUCUUCUUCCGCGAAUGGGAUAUUGCUCAUUUCGUCAAAUUGGAACUCGAUAUGAUGCCCAUGGUCAAAUACGGUUUUGGGGCCUGGGCUACUCUGGGAUGGAUGGUUCUUACAGGGUUCGGAUUUUUCCGUGCUGCCAACUACGAGUUAUGGUUUCUACAACAUCUAGCCGCAGCUAUCGUGCUACUGUGGCUGGUUUACACUCACGUCCCAUCCUAUGCUCGGUACAAUGUCUGGUUCUCGAUUGGUGUUGUGGUUUUUGAUAGAUUCGUGAGGACGCUGAGGACAAUCUGGUUGAACCUUCCGGCCUUCCGAAGUACCGAGAGUGGCCACUCUCGUCGGAAACCUGGGUAUGAAGCAGAAGUCAAAUCUCUGUCGUCUGGUUUCAUGCUCGUCACCAUUCACGAUGUCAAGUUCUCUUGGAAACCAGGCCAACAUAUUUAUUUAUCCAUUCCGCGGGCGGGCAUCUUCGAAGCACACCCUUUCACCAUUGCCAAUGUACCCAGACGCAUGCCGGGCCAUGACGGACCCGAUAAGAUCGAAUUGUAUAUCCGAGUUCAUUCAGGCUUUACACAGCGUUUGCAUCGACGAUGUCAGGGUUCAGGAGGCCCAAGGUCCUUUCGAUCUUUCCUCAGUGGGCCAUGGGGUGUACCGCCGUCAAUCGACCGGCUGGAGUCUCUGAUACUCUUGGCUUCUGGGAACGGCUCCUCGUUCACUGUCCCAAUUUUCCAGCAAGCACUUGCGUCAGCGAGCCAUCUUCGACAAAUUCGGUUUAUUUGGAUCGUCCGCCACCCUGACCAGCUGGACUGGUUCAAAGCUCAACUGUUGUCUGCUUGUCGGAACGCGCAACAUCGAGACGUUUCGGUCUCCAUGCACGUUUUCAUAACGGGAGCAGGGGAGAGCAGGCCACUGUCGCCUGCAGAAGAUAAUGCUCUUCUUCGAAGUUACAAUGAGAUUGCACCGAUAGAGAAAGCCUUCAGUACUGAGAAGAGCAGAUCGAUCCAAGGCGCAAAUUCGGUUCAGACGAUGUCAGAUGAAGGUCAAGAUAAGGAAAUUGGCGAGGCAGUCGCGCGAUCCUCCUUUGAUUCGGCAGAUGUACCUGCUCUGAGAAUAGGUUACGGGCGGCCAGAGCUGGAUCCUCUGAUACGCCCUGUGGUUGAAAACGCUUGUGGAGAGACCGGCAUCUUCGCCUGUGGCAACAACCGGUUCAUGGGUUCAAUACGAAAUUAUGUGGCACGGUUAUCUGAUGAGAGAGCCGUGCAUAAGGGCACCGGUGCACAAGGGUUGUAUUUAUUCUGUGAGACAUAUGGCUGGUAGGCAUAUUGCUGCCGGGGGCAAUAACAUGAACAUCGUCACGUUUGGUCCUCCUGUAUCGUUCUGGUUCGCGUAUACACCGUGGGCAAGCUCUGCACCAAGUACAUGGCGACAUAUU